UUCUUUUGUGCUACAUCUUCUCUCCAAGCUUCAAAUUCAGGAACCCCAAAAACCAGAACCCUUUUCUUGUUUUUCUCAAUCAAUGGCGUCUUCCAUUGCUACAACUCUCACACCCUAUACUAAAGUGAACAGAAACAGUUCUCUCUUUGAGUCUGCCUCUUUUGGGGUUCCAAUAACACCAGUUUCUUUUCAUUUGAAACCAAAGUCUUCCUCUCCUUGCAAUGCAUCUGUUUCCAUGUCUGCAGCACCUCCUCAGUAUGAUCUGAACGAUUUCAGGUUUCUCCCUAUCAAGGAGUCCAUUGUGUCACGUGAGAUGACACGUAGGUACAUGAUGGACAUGAUCACCUAUGCUGACACUGAUGUGGUGGUGGUCGGUGCUGGCUCUGCGGGGCUGUCUUGCGCCUAUGAGCUUAGCAAGAAUCCGUUCGUACAGGUUGCUAUUGUUGAACAAUCUGUUAGCCCUGGAGGUGGUGCCUGGCUUGGUGGACAGCUUUUCUCCGCCAUGGUAGUGCGCAAACCAGCUCAUCGAUUCCUUGAUGAACUUGGCAUUGAAUAUGAUGAAAAAGACGACUAUGUAGUAAUCAAGCAUGCAGCCCUCUUCACAUCCACCAUCAUGAGCAAGCUUCUAGCCCGCCCCAAUGUGAAGCUGUUCAAUGCUGUGGCGGCAGAGGACUUAAUAGUGAAGGGAGGAAGAGUUGGUGGAGUUGUGACAAAUUGGGCCUUGGUAUCAAUGAACCAUGACACACAAUCCUGCAUGGACCCCAACGUGAUGGAGGCCAAGGUGGUGGUUAGCUCUUGUGGUCAUGAUGGGCCACUUGGAGCCACCGGGGUCAAGAGGUUGAAGAGCAUUGGGAUGAUUGAUAGUGUGCCAGGAAUGAAGGCACUGGAUAUGAAUGCAGCUGAGGAUGCUAUCGUACGGCUGACUAGGGAAAUUGUGCCUGGGAUGAUUGUUACUGGAAUGGAAGUUGCAGAGAUUGAUGGAUCUCCAAGAAUGGGACCAACAUUUGGAGCAAUGAUGAUAUCAGGGCAAAAGGCAGCCCAUCUUGCUCUGAAAUCAUUGGGAUUGCCUAAUGCAUUUGAUGGAACAUCUGUGGGAAGCAUUCACCCAGAGCUGAUCUUGGCUGCUACAGAUUCUGCUGAGAGUGCAGAUGCUUAGUCUCUAGCAAUAGCUGCAAUGAGGACCCUAGCAAUAACUGUAAUGAGGAACCGGAAAAAUAGUCAUUGGUAGGAAUGAAAUGGCUCCUUUUUUUGAUGGUUGAUGUGAUUAUGUGGUGAGGUUUGUUAAUAAUGAGGGGUUUGCUGUCUAGACUCUCCUAGAACCUGAUGGCAUAAACUUCGCAUUUAGUUUCUUGUUGUUCUUCUUGCCUUUAAUGAGUACUGCUUUCUCUU
Molecule: messenger RNA, 1389 nt
Organism: Durio zibethinus
Lineage: Eukaryota; Viridiplantae; Streptophyta; Magnoliopsida; Malvales; Malvaceae
Product: thiamine thiazole synthase, chloroplastic-like
Biological process (GO): thiamine biosynthetic process
Source: RefSeq, a predicted model, not a curated record